CAAUUAUGAUGACAGUUUGUCACAAUGAACGUCAAUUUUGACGUUAUCAUGUGUUACACUUUUAAAAAACUAGUGAAAUCUUAUGAAGUACAUUUUUAUAUUAUCACAUGGAAGUUUUAAUAAUUUUUGUUAAUAAAAAUAAAAAUAUGAGUAAACCUAUGGAUGUGAGAGAUAAUUUUGAAAGUGCUUCCAUCAAGGAGGGUUAUUUACUCAAACAGACGUGGUCGUUCCAAAGAUGGAGAAGGCGCUAUUUUAAACUAAAGGGACGCAAAUUAUAUUAUGCCAAAGAUACCAAGGCUGUGAUUUUCGAUGAAAUCGAACUCACCGACCUGUGCCUAGCCGAGUGUUCAACAAAAAACGUCAAUCACAGUUUUCAGGUGAUAACUCCUUUCCGAUCAUUGGUGCUUUGCUGUGAAUCAAGAAGAGAGAUGGAAGAGUGGCUUGGCGCACUCACUGCCGCUUCCCAGCGCCGAUAUCAUGAACCGGAGCAACCGGAUUGUCUUUCUGGUCAACAUCAUUGGUAUGCAACGUCGCAUGCUAGGCCGACUUACUGCAACGUAUGUCGAGAGGCCCUCAGCGGGGUCACUAGUCACGGCCUUUCGUGCGAAGUGUGCAAGAGCAAGGUGCAUAAAAGAUGUGCUGCUAAGGCUAUCAACAACUGUAAGUGGACCACAUUGGCAUCCGUAGGAAAAGACAUUGUGGAGAACCAAGAUGGAUCAAUAAUGAUGCCUCACCAGUGGAUGGAAGGAAACCUACCUGUUUCGGCAAAAUGUGCUGCUUGUGAUAAAAAUUGUGGUUCUGUUCUAAGGUUACAAGACUGGCGAUGUCUGUGGUGUAGGGCGACGGUACAUACCCAAUGCAGGCCCCACAUCCAGACGCGGUGUCCCCUAGGCCCCGCUAGAGUGAGUGUCGUACCGCCUACGGCUCUUCACUCCAUCCAAGACGAAGCCUGGGAUGCGGUACGACCGCAAGCUUCAUCUCCCCUUUUAGUAUUCGUUAAUUCUAAGUCAGGUGAUAACCAGGGCGUGAAAUUUCUUAGAAAAUUUAAGCAACUCCUGAACCCCGCACAAGUUUUUGAUCUCAUCUCUACAGGUCCCCGUUUGGGCCUAAAACUUUUUAGACACUUCGAUCCAUUCCGAAUUUUAGUUUGUAGCGGAGACGGCUCUGUCGGCUGGGUCCUUUCCGAAAUCGAUAAGUUAGAUAUGCAUAAACAGUGCCAAGUAGCAGUAUUACCUUUGGGAACCGGUAACGAUUUAGCAAGAGUUUUGGGCUGGGGAUCUUCCUGUGAUGACGAUACCCAUUUACCCCAGCUAUUGGAGAAAUAUGAGAGAGCCAGCACCAAGAUGUUAGACAGAUGGAGCAUUAUGGCUUUUGAACGGACGAUCGCCAUGCCUAAAUUAUCGCUUACCCCUGGUAUACACGACGGUCAAUUACACAGCCAAAUAUGCCAAUACGAAGAUUCGCUGGUCACCCACCUGCAAAACAUUCUCCAAUCCGACGAGACUUCCGUUAUUUUAAAUUCCGCCAAACGUCUCUGUGAAACCGUCAAAGAUUUUGCUUCGCAGCUGAUGGAGAGUUCACUAACGCAAGGAGACGAUCAGUUGGCCAAAAAGUGUGAUAUUUUACAACAAAAAUUAGAAUUACUGUUAAAAACGUUGACUAGCGAACAGAUAGAUGCAACGACGAUAACUCAUCAACAAUCAUUCGAAGAAUCGACUGGAACCGGAACGAGUAGAAAUACCGAAGAUACUGACAGUGAAAUAUCUUUCGAUAAAAUGAAGUCGGACAAAGUAGAAAAGGAUCUCAGUAAUUUUAAUUUUAGAAAACACAGAAGGACUUCAAGAUUUAUGGAACGUGAAAAAGACGCUCUGAUCCACAGAGCGAACAGCCUGAAGAGGGCGAUUCGAAACCUAGUCGAACACACCGAACAAGUAGUCGACGAGCAAAAUAGACAAUCAUCGGUAGCAAUACCCGCCGUUAAGAUAUCUCUAAGCAGCGAUUUAGAUAAAGUAGAUUCACCGGGGCCGACCACGAAGAGGGAUUCCCUGAGACCAAUGCCCACGAUAGAGUCCGGAGGUAGCACUGACGUUAGUUCUUGUCCAUCGCCAACGAGUUCAAUUAUAACGACGAGAUUAGCAAAUAUAUCCCCGAUGCCUGAUGUUAGACGAGAUUCAACGUUUGGUAAUGAAGAAACCGAUUUAGUUCCGUUGCCGGUACCAGAAGGUUUUGCUGACAGUCGGAGGGCUAGUCAGGUCCAUCAACAGCAGAGCUCGGAAGGCUCUACAGAAAAAAUCCUCAUCGAAACGGCGACGUCGCUCAUGAAACUCGAAAUGGAGCACAACACGAUAAAAGAAGAAACCGAAAAGGAGAUGUCGCCACCCUCCAGGAAGCAACAGGACCGCGACGGUGCCGAUAGAAACGCGGCUACGGGCGCGGACGACGACAAGGAAUGCAGCAGCAUCUUGUCGGUGUUAUCGAACGAGGAAGUAAGCAUAACGUCCGAAAUCCUGGACCAAAAAUCGUUCAUACCUCGCAAAGACAGCGACGGCGAAGACUUGAACGGUCACAUAUGCCACAUUGACUCCCCCGAAACUGACACUUACCAGUCCACCUCGGACGUCAUCCAUGAAAGAAAAAUGAGUCUUAAAAGAGACUCGUUGGAAAGAAAGCAUUCGGAAAAAAAGCGCAGGGCUUCUAGGACGAAGGUCGAGACUGCCCUGAGCGUCGAAGAAGAUGUUACGCAAUUUGGAUUCGAGAAUAGAGCUUUCCCGAUCAUAUUGGACAACAAAUUAGAAGCUGAACAACCGCGGUAUUGCAGUCUAGCACAAUUCGUAGAAGGUAACGACAUAGCCAGGAGAUCUUUCAAGCGUCUCAACAGGUCAACGAAACCGACGAAAACCGAAACGAACGUCACGAGGCAAAGCACAUUGAUAGAGGAAUCUGAAGUGUUGAGCAUUAGCAACAAGGGCAGCCAGACAAAUCUCAAUAAAAUGCAGAAAGAAUUGUCCAAUAUAUCACUGUCGAACGACGAUAAAGACAAAGAAAGAGAAGAUACGUGUAAAUUUCCCCAAGUAAGCGUAAUAGUAGAACCCCCGUCUCCCGUCCUCACAGAGCAGAUGCGCUCCGAACGCUUGGAGCACAUCCGCGUAGAAAUCGAGGGCGAACUAGAUCAUGACUUGGAGCUGCUAUGUUCGAAGGAGCGAGACCGGCUGAGCGACAAGAGCGUCAGCAAUAAUAGCUCCAGUUCCAAUCUGUUGGGCAUCAGCCAGGAGAACUUCCUGACCAGGUCGCCGGCCGCCACCAGGCGAAUAUCCUGCUGCAGCAUGCUGAAUCCUGCCGAAGCGGCUGCCCUGGCCGCAGCGGCUGCGAGCAGUAAAUUUUACGAAUCGUCUGCCGAGAAAAAGGAUCCUGAUAAACGCGAUAAGGAUAAAGAGGAGAAUCAAAAUAGAAAGUUGCCGAUCAUCAAUCCGUUAGUCAGGCUUCCUACAUGGCCUAACGUAAAUACCGGAGGUGGUUUCAUUAGCAAAUGCCUAUUAGCAAACGCAGACACCCUCUGUGCGGCUGUCAGUCCCUUAAUAGACCCUGACGAAACCCUAUCGGAGGGAUUCUAUGAACGUUCAGUGAUGAACAAUUACUUUGGCAUCGGUAUCGACGCCAAAAUAUCGCUAGACUUUCACCACAAGCGCGAAGAACACCCAGAAAAAUGCCGAUCCAGGGCGAAGAACUACAUGUGGUACGGAGUGCUUGGAAGCAAACAAUGGCUUCAAAAAACUUACAAGAAUUUGGAGCAGAGAGUUCAGUUGGAGUGCGACGGUCAAAGGAUACCGUUACCCAGCUUGCAGGGUAUUGUGAUAUUGAACAUUCCAAGUUUUAUGGGCGGCACUAACUUUUGGGGUAGUUCCAAGGACGGAGAUCUAUUCCUAGCCCCUUCGUUUGACGACAAGAUUUUAGAAGUCGUCGCAGUUUUUGGAUCUGUACAGAUGGCGGCUUCCAGACUCAUUAAUCUUCAACAUCAUCGAAUCGCGCAAUGCCAGAGCAUUCAAAUUAAUAUUUUAGGCGAAGAAGGUGUACCGAUCCAAGUAGACGGUGAGGCGUGGAUCCAACCUCCGGGCAUUAUCCGCAUCAUUCACAAAAAUCGCAUGCAGAUGCUGUGUCGAAAUAGAUCUUUGGAGAAUUCGCUUAAAUCCUGGGAGGAGAAACAGCGUCAAAGCAUCUCAGCGCAGGGAGCAAAACCUCGUCCAUCGAUAUCUCACGAUAAGGGUAGAUCGAGCCUUACCAGACAAAGCAUGCCUUCGCACGAUAAAUCCUUCCUUGGAGUCAACAUCGAGAAGAUUCGACAGCACUCGUUCAGCGGGGUGGUGCCCACGCAUCACGUCGAGAAGGAAAAGCAUACCGUUACGUUCAUGGAGAAGCCUAUGCAGUCUACUGAGCCUGACGUGUUGUUCUCGGACGAAGAACAUCAUUUGCUGAUUAACUUCAUUGAAUGCGUUACUACGCUCACCAAAUGGAUAAAAAUUCUAGCAAUAAGUCACAAUUUAGAAGUCGAUCUUUAUUCGUUAGCCAACAAUGUGGAUGUCUGUUUAGAAAAAAUUCACCCUUGCGGGAAAUUAUUAGAAGGACCGCAGCUGCGGGAGGAGUUUACCAAACUGGUAUCCACUGUAAAACAUCUGUACGAAGAAAGUUGUUGUUUGCUACACGACAGAGGGGACAAACUUAAACUAAGAGAGGACCUGGAGAGCAAACUUAGCGCGAGUUUGGCCAAUACUGAGCUGGAGAUGAGACGAUGCGUUAUGUACGAUACGGCUUCUGGUAGCUUGGUCUACCUGCAGGCGCUUGAAGGAGAUCAGAAACACAAACGCAAAGGCCUAUUCUGGCUGAAAUUUCGCGCCAAGGGCCCUGCGUCCUCCCAGCAACAAAACUCUCAGAAACGUGAAGUCGCAUCCUGGGGCACCCAGGAGGUGGCGACGUGGUUAGAGACGCUUCAGCUUUCCGAAUAUGUAGAGAGCUUCGAAAAAAACGACAUUAGGGGUCGCGAAUUACUAACCCUCGCCAGAAGAGACCUCAAGGAUCUAGGGGUCACCAAGGUGGGCCACGUCAAACGAAUACUGCAAGCCAUUAAGGAUUUGACACAAGGUUUAUAAAUAGUAGGGUCUAUUUAAAUUAAGUUUUAGUGUUUUACCCGGAUCUCAGCGUGGCGAGGCAAUGUUUGUUAAUUAAAUGUGAUUUGUUUUUCAGCACAAAUGAAUUAGAACUGUUGCCAUAUCAACUGAUUUUUCGUUAGAAAAAAAAUAAAUAUUAAAAAAUCAAUAUACAAAAGCAAUAAUAAAAAUCAAAAUGUACAAUUUGUGUUUAUUAAUAAUUUAAGAAUGGUAUUUUGUGCAUUUAGAUAGAAAUCAGUAAAGAACUGUCAUCGGCGGCGACAAUAUCUAAAUUACUUUUUCCGAUCUCAAAUUAAAUUUUUUCCAUCUGAUUUUUCUGGAAUUAAUAAGAAAUAUUUAUUGUUUGAAAGAAAAACAAUAAUUUUUGAGAAGAUUUAAUAAUCAAGUCAAUUUUUGGAUAAAUGACAUUUCUCCGCAAGUCUAUAAUACAGACUAAAAUGUUCUGUAAAUUUUCUUUUUUUUUAGUAAAUACUUUUUAAAUGAAACACACACUCUCUCAGGCUCAGAUUUCGCACAUUUACAGUUUAAUACUUGUUUAGAAAUUUAGUUGGUACCGGAAUGGAAUAUACCUACUAUUCAUAAUAAAAUUAUUAAAAAGAAACUUGCUGCGUGACUGAAUAAGUGUAGUAAAUACUUAAAUAAACAUUUAAUAACGCACAAAAUUAGUUUAAAAAGUUGCAAAAAUUAAUUAGUCUGUAUUAGGGUAAAAUUAGAGUAAAAAAUACGACGAAGAACUAGUGCACAUAAACAUAUUUAAAAAAUCAGAAUUGAGAAAAUAGGUCAAAAUUUUGAAAAAAAAAUAGAAAUAUUGGGAAAAAAGAAAAUGUAACGUUACCUGCAAUUACUAAAUAUCUGCCUGUCGCAGUAAAAGAGAAAAAAAAACUCCUCGAAACCACUUGAUUCGGAUUCAAUGUUCUUUCGCCAAGUUUUAUAUUGUCGCGUAAUUCUAGAUAGAUUAAAUUUUUUUGAUAACUUGAUCCCUGUAAGAAAUAUUCUUUGAUUGGCUUCUUUUGACAAUAAUUCAUUUGGUUUGUAUCCAGGGGCGUGCCGAGUCAGGCACGCCACUGUUUGUAUCAAUGAGAAUUCAGCAUAAUAUAAAUAGUUUUUGUUUCAAUCAGUUAUUUCUCGUCUUUUACAUUUUUUAAGAAUUGCAGUUCACUUCGAUUUCUGAUGUUCUUAUUAUCAAAAUUUUUAUUUAUUUUCUCAAUAUUUUUAUUUUAUUUCUCAAAAUUUUGAAUUUUAUUUUCUUAAAAAUUUAGAGUUUUGGUAUUUUUUUCUUAGUGACACCAAUAUUACGUUGAAUAAUAAAUUAUCCUAUAUUUAUCAGUGCAAUUUUCUUGCAGCAAAAAAAUAAUGUAACAUUAGGUAUACACGGUUUAUAUAUAAUUUUAAAUUAAUAUUGUAAAUAAUAUCUAGCAUUCUAAAAUACUCUUAAAUUAAAUUAAAAAACAUUGUCCCGCCACGUAAUUUAUAAGUAUACCUGUAUGAAUGUACUGAUAUUGUAAGUUAUGUAAACUUGUACGACUCACUGUGAUUCUCCAAAAAAAUAGGAUUAAAUUAUAGCUCUUAAGUAGAUGUAUUAAAAAAUGUUGUAAUAAAAUACCUCUCGUGACAAAACACAAAAAAUCCAAUCUAUAUUUCUUAGAAUGUCCGAACCUAAAUUCGUUUGUUGACCAAAAAUAUAUUAAUAUAUUUUUCUGUUGUAAAAUCGACGUUUCUGUAACGCAUGGACACGUUUUAGAAAUAAUGGAAAAACUGUACCUACCAAUUUUUCCAGAAAAACAUUUUACCAAGUCUACACUUGCUAUGGAUUUCACUAAUAUUAUUAAUAAUAACGAACGAAGGCUUCCCCGUUUUGUCUAAAUAUUCUUACAUACGUAUAGCAAAAAAUAUUGUUGGGAAAAUAUAAAAUAAAACGUGUCCAUGAUUUAACAAAAAUUUAUUUAAUAACCUAUAUUCUAAAUUAUAAAAGCAAUUAUCUAUCCCUUUAGCAAUAUAAUGUAUCUAUGAUCUAAUUUUGGCAAAGGGCAUAUACGUAUAUACCUAAAAUCUAGAAUUAAAGCUAUUAAAUAUUAAGUAGAUACCGAUAAAACGUCAUUAGUGUAGAAUUUUAAAAGAAAAUCUAAUAACUCUAGAUCUAUCAUUAGUUUACGAUUUCGUUCAUAAUCAUAAUUUUUUAUCUAUCUAGUAACAUGAACAAAGUCUUAAAAGAAGAAAUAGUUGAUUUUAAAGUUUCCUCCAAUGACGUGUUAACAUGUUGGGACUGUUGACAAAUGGCAAUGAUGACAAAUUACAAUGUUGACAAGUGACAAUGUUGACAAAUUACAAUGUUGACAAAUGACAAUGUUGACAAACAACAAUGUUAACAAAUGAAUGUUGAUAAAAGACAAUUUUGACAUAUGACAAUAUUGAUAAAUGAAAAUGUUGAAAAGUGAAAGUAUUGACAAAUGGCACCUUCUGAGAUUUAAAAAACCAAAAAGGAAAAGCCGAGUUUAUACAUUUCUUUCAAUGACUGUAUAACAUGAUGGGACUGUUGACAAAUUGCAAUGAUGACAAAUUACAAUGAAGACAAGUGAAAAUGUUGACAAGUGACAAUAUUGACAAAUGACAAUGUUCACAAAUGACAGUGUUGACAAAUGACAAUGUUGAUAAAUGAGAAUAUUGAAAAGUGAGUAUUGACAAAUGUCACCUAAUGAGAUUUAACAAAGUCGCUAUAAGUAUAGCUAUCUCAAUGUCUUAAUUCUAAAGAUCUAUAGAAUAGAACUUCUUUAAAAUGUACAUUAAACAAGUAUUAAGGUCCUAGGUCCUAGCUAACUAGAUAAAAUUCAAUUUAAUUUCGUAAAUAUGUUAAAAAUCCUGAUGCACGUAACCAAUGAAAAACUGUUAAAGUGAAUUGCAAAAUUAGACUAACAAAAAUAGGUAUAAUAGUUAGUAGUAUUUUUUUAGAGAAAAUUAAACACCACGUUAGAAAAUAGUAGAUACUAAUGUGCAAUAAUCAUGUGGGCAAAUAUACCAUAUAUACCAAUAAUAUAUAUACUUUUACAAAACGAAUAUGCCCUUUUGCCAAACUCGCUAGGUUUCCCUAUUUCUAUAUUUCGCUAAAUGCAGGGUCAAAGAGGAGGACAAACUGUAACAAUGAAAUAUUCAAUGACACUGGAGAAAAUGGCACUGUAUUUUUUGCAGUUUAUUUUAGGAUUCCCAAAUACUGUGCAUCGACUUCUUAUGUUCUUAAACUGAACUAAUUCUACGUCUUUUAUGCUCGAUAUUUUUUAUUUUUCCUCAUUGCGAUAACAUGCAUCAGUGAAUUUGUUUUUGACUUUCUAAAGUGUAUUUAUGAAAAAUAUUUUUUUGUUCACAUCAACUCAAGUCUUUCUAAAUGGCUCUAUAUAUUUGACGCUGUUUUUUAUUUUCACAGAUAAGGUCGCAGGUACGCGCUUAUCAAAAUAGCGCUAUUUUUUGAGUGCCUGUUCAAAAUUGCCCUAAACAAAAUAGCACUGAACGAAAUAGCGCCUACUCAAAAUAGCGCGUAUUAAUAGAGCACUUGAACGAAAUAGCGUGUAUCGAAAGAGCGUCAGUCAAAACAGCACCCGAAAGAAACAGCGCAUUAAUAAAAUAGCGCCUUUUGAAAUAAUGCUAUUGUUUUAAGAUAAAUCGAUUUAAAAAGCUUAACUAAUUAACCUAACCUGUACGGCCUAGUUAAGUUUUGUAAUUAUCAAUUUAUUUAUAUUUUUUUGCGAAUCAACCCGCGAUGACUCAAGGCCGCAGAGGUUAGGUAAAUUAGUUUAGUUUUUUUAAUCAUUUUUCGGCCCUAUUGUGACGAUGCUCUAGAUCUUGAAUUUUUUAUUAUCCCAAAUCAAAAAAAUCUAGACAUUAGGGUACUUUAUCGGAAAAUUUAAAUGUUCUUUAUAAAUAUGCAUAGUAACAUCAUAAAUAAAUUCAUUUUUUUCACCGUCUUGUAGAUUUCUUCACAUCUCUCAUACAUCGAUUAAAAUAAUUGCAAUCGAAUAUACAGAAUCCUAAUGUAAACUGAAACUUAAAAAAAACGCUUUAUAUUUUUACCUUGCAUCUCCGCAGAAACUCUUGCAUAGUUCCGUCAUAAGACUUCCUAAACUUAAACCUAUCAAACAUUCUCUAAUUGUUACCUACAUGCCUUGUAUUUGCUUAAUAUUCAUUUGAGAGGACAAGUUUUAACUUGAAACAAAAUAUACAGACCGAUUUAACAUUUUAUCAAUACUAAACAAAGGUAAAUGGAGUAUAAAAUUUUGCACGACCCUAUAUAAUUCCAUAUUCCAUCCGCACUUUAUUAAAUCAGCUUAAUUUAAAGUUACUAAUAUUACAGGAAUUUUACGAACAUAUCUUCAUUUUCAUUGGUGAAAAAGUGUGGUUAUAUUGAUAACGUGUUCUCUGUAAAAUUGGUCUGUAUAUUCGUAAAUGUAAAAUUCAUGGAAAUACUUGUUGCAAUAAUAAAUGUAUCUUAGAAAAUUAGUUUUUAAAAAGUUUUUCCAUCAAUGGUUGUUUUAAGAAAAAAUGUUCUCGCGUUUGCUUUGUACCAGCGCAGACAAUCUAAAUAUUAUUAAAACGAAAAUACCUAUUAUAUUAUUAUGGAUGUAGUGACCCUGUAUUAGUGUUGUAAAAAUAUAUAAUUUCAAGACGCAUAUCUGAAUCCAUCGAAAAGUAACUUUUGAAGAAGCCUUUUUCCGCGUCUUAAAAUGUUUAUUCCGAAAUCGUAUAUGCAGUUGGAAACUAUCAGCAUACUUGAGUAAUUAUUCAAUUAUAGCAAAAUGGACAGUUCUCGUUUAAUUUGUUUACCUAUGUCGUUCAGUUUCCUUUGAAAUCGAGGGUGGCUAUGAAAGUCAAACAUCGCUAUUAGGCAUUCCAAUGACCUAUCAAAAUGCUGCCCGUGGGUAAUGACAGUUUAUGAUGUGGCAACCAUGUGGCAACCAUGUGGGUCUGUUGUCUUUGACAUUGUCAAUGAUACAUAUAUAAUUAUAUAGAUUGUUCAAAACGGG
Molecule: messenger RNA, 10168 nt
Organism: Psylliodes chrysocephalus
Lineage: Eukaryota; Metazoa; Arthropoda; Insecta; Coleoptera; Chrysomelidae
Source: the annotation of a GenBank genome assembly